Acanthosepion pharaonis is the source of this 876-nucleotide messenger RNA. NCBI's taxonomy places the organism in Eukaryota, Metazoa, Mollusca, Cephalopoda, Sepiida, Sepiidae. The record is from the annotation of a GenBank genome assembly.
AUGUUUCUUUUAUGCAUUUUUUUCCUAAUUAUAACUGAUCGAUUCCAUUUAAGACCUAUUCUGUUUCCCUUUCAUUGUUCUUAUCUUUCUUUUUCUCCACCUCUCUCAUUUUAUUAUCAUAACUUCAAUAUAUCUUCUUUCUUUUCUCCUGUUGCUUUCUCUAUUGUUCUCCAGUCCUCUCUCUUUGACUCCCUCCCUCACUUUAUUUCUCUCUGUUUCUUUCUCUUAACUGUUGUUGUACUUUUUAUCACUUCGACUAUCUUUUCAAUGGUUGUUUUUGUAGUUCUCUUUCUAUAUCUUGCACUGAAACACUUCCUACCUCUUUUUCUCAAUCUCUUUAUCUCUUUCUUUCUCCAAAUCGUCCGCCCAACCCUUCCUUUCACUGACCUGCUUUCACUUCAAUAUUUGGGUAUUGUUUUGUUUCUCCUCUUCUUUUUCAUUUGUAUCCUACUCUCUCCUACUCCCUCUUUCUCCCUCUCUUUCUAUCUCCCACUCUCUUUCUUCUCUUAUUUACUUUUUUCAAAUUUUCCUUUUUCCUUAUGUCCUGCUUGCACUCUCACUGUAUUUUCUCUUUUCUUAAUUGUUCUAUCAAGAGCUGAGCCUUUUGUGUUUUUCUUUCUCUUCUUCUUUCAUCGCUUUCACCCCUUCUCCUUCGUUCUCUCCUUCCCAGCCUCUUUCUCUCUCUCCCCCUAUCUAUCUAUCUAUCUAUCUAUCUAUCUAUCUAUCUCUAUUUCUCCGUUAUCGCUUUCCUUUCUUGGCCACAUUGAUUUGCUUCGGCAAGUUUUGUUUUCUUUCUCUUACAGUUUUCCCUUCUCCCCAUCUUUAAUUCUAAUCCCCAAGUUGUGUAUAAUUGCAUUUUUCAAAUGCUUUUCUUAA